AUGCCAGCAGUAGCAAAGUCCUACCUUCCCUCCUUCGCCGCUUUUCUUGCCUUCGGCAUAACCUACACAACAAUCGUCGCAACAAAAGAAGGCGCAGCCGUCGACGGGGCACGAACACGCUGGCAAGACCAACAUGCGCGCGCGAGGAAUGCCCUCAGCGGAGGAAUGAGUCUGGCAGACAUGGAGAGGAAGUAG
This is a messenger RNA of Alternaria postmessia, 195 nucleotides long. RefSeq lists its product as uncharacterized. NCBI's taxonomy places the organism in Eukaryota, Fungi, Ascomycota, Dothideomycetes, Pleosporales, Pleosporaceae. The transcript is spliced from 2 exons. Bases 1 to 195 code for a protein of 64 amino acids. The record is from RefSeq and is a predicted model, not a curated record.